CGCGCAGAGAAGCGGCGUGUUUUGAAUCUGGCUACGUCACUGCGUCGCUGCGGUACGAGCUCAAACUAAACUAAACUAACGCAAAAUCUGACGAAACUGCGACGAAACUGAACCAAAGUGAGCGGCCAUGAGGAAAAGUGAGGUUUUGGCUGCUGAGGCCGUUUCCUGCCUGAACAAAGCUCUGAUGCUCCUCAAAGACGUUUGGGAGGAGAUCGGGAUCCCAGAGGAACAACGUCUCCAGAGAACCAACACGGUGAAGAACCACAUCCAGGGUCUGUUGGACAUGAUGAUCGCCGAGGAGCAGAGUUUGAAGCUUCGUUUGGAGAAAAGCGUCGAGUCGAGUCGCAGAGAAAUUCAACAACUGAGUGAAGAACUGGACCUGCCCCCGCCUCAGGAGGACAGAGGACAGAGCGUCCUUCAGGCCGAGAAGGACCUGAGGACCAGAGUGGACUUCCUCCUGAAGGAAAAGUCCAGACGAAUGGAACAUCUCAAGGAUCUGCUGCAGCAGGACCUGGAGCUGGCAGAUAUAUUAGGAACACCACCGUCCACCGUCUCGCCCACGGCCACGCCCACCGCCACGACGCUGGACCACCUGAGGCAGCACCUGGCCAAUCAGAGGGAGGAGAAGAGUCGGCGCCAGGUCCAGUUCCGGUCCCUCAGAGCCCAGAUCCUGGACCUGGUCUCAGAAUUGGACCACAGACCGGACUCGGGUCUGGAGGUCGACCUGCUCCAGUCGGACCCGGACGAGUUCUGCCUUUCCCUGGAGAAUCUGCACACGCUGGAGCAGCUGCUGGAGCGGCUGCAGCGGCGCCGGUCCGACCUGGAGGACCUGAGCCAAAAGAUCCUGGUCCAAAUCCAGAGUCUGUGGAAGCGUCUGGAGACUCCACCAGACCAAAGAGAAGAAUUCAACCAGAAGGUCCAAGAGAGCAGACUGUCCCAGAGAGUACAACAGCUGCAGUCGGAGGUGGAGCGUUUGGAGCGUUUGAAGAUGGAAAACCUUCGAUCUGUGAGCGACAGAACUCGAGAAGAAAUCAAAGAGUUUUGGGACAAAUGUUUCUGCAGCGAAGAACAACGACUCGGGUUCACCACGUUCUACACAGAGGAGGUCUCGGAGCGGGUCUUGGAGGUUCUGGAGGCGGAGCUUCAGCGUCUGAAACAGUUUUAUGAAGAGAAUCGUCCAAUCGUGGACGGAGUUCAGAAGUGGAUCGACCAAUGGGAGCUGCUGCUGGAGCUGGAGAGAAAAGCGUCGGAUUUUUCCAGAUUCACAAAUCGAGGAGGAAAUUUGCUCAAAGAAGAACGACAGAGAACAGAACUGAACAAGAACCUGCCCAAGUUGGAGCGUUCUCUCAGGACUCAGAUCGUUCUCUGGGAGCAGACUCACGACGUUCCGUUUCUGGUGAAGGGUUUGGAUUUUCUCCAGUUUGUGGAACAACAGUGGAAACGUCUACAGGAACAAAAGGAACACGAGAAGAACCAGAGGCUGCUGAAAAAGGCUCGUCAGACGGAGGAGGACAUGUUGUACGGCACCACAGUCCGGACUCCGACCAAACGGCGCUUCAUCGGCCCGUCCCCGAGCAGAACCCAGAACAGAACCCAGAGCCCGGGCCCCAAGAACCAGAACCAGGGACCCAGGAGCCUCAACAAGACCAAGAGAACCCUGCUCAGCGGCUGCAGCCUCUCGACCAAUAGCACGCUGCGGUCUCAGGUGUGCCGCUCGCCCGCGGCCCGCCCCCCUCUGCGCCCCGCCCAGAUUCCUUUGGUCCGGACUCCGGUCCGAUCUAAACCCGCCCUAAACCAGGACCAGCCCGAGACUAAACCAGGACUAACCCAGGACCAGAAGGAGAACCAGACCCAGACCCUGGGCUCCGUGGCCUCGUCCUACUCUCAGUUUGUGAGGGACCUGUCCGAGUCCAAUGGCCAAGUCCAAAACCUGGUCCUGAACUCCACAGACCUCUGAGACCAGACCAAGGUCCAAGGAUGAUCCUUAAACCUGAACACUGUUGCCCUGAGGUCACAAACACUACAGGAAGUGUCACCUCUCUGACCUCUGACCCCUGACCCCGAGAACAAAAUGAAGUGAUAUUUAUGCAUCUGUUUCUGAUCUGCACUUUUUAUAAACCAACUUUAGACGACGAACGCUCCCAAAGAAAAGACUUUACGAGAGAAUCAAGAAAAAACAGAUGUGUCGUUUAUCUGUCCUGUUUGAUAAAAACCUGUUUUAAUCACAAAUGUUUUAAGAAAUAUGACAUUUAUUUUAUUUUAUAUUGUGUUAUAUUAUAUAAAGAGCAGAACACUGUUUAGGACUCCGUGGUCGGGACCCCGUGGUCGGGACACUGCACAUGUUAAAAGUUUAUUGCAACUAAAUGUUCACUUUAUGAAAAUACAUUAUAUUUGGACAAACUGGCCCCAUCUGGAUUCUUUAUGUGGAAACAUGAAUGUGGCUGUUUGAAAGGUCUUAGUCGGGUUUGGAGGGUCUUAGGACAGACCUGACUCUCCCCGACGCAGACCUGACUCUCCCCAGUUCACGCACAAAGUACUUAAUAAUAAUUGUGAGUAUUAAAAUUCAGUUUUCUGUGACUAAACACA
Molecule: messenger RNA, 2586 nt
Organism: Boleophthalmus pectinirostris (great blue-spotted mudskipper)
Lineage: Eukaryota; Metazoa; Chordata; Actinopteri; Gobiiformes; Gobiidae
Gene: prc1b
Product: protein regulator of cytokinesis 1b
Exons: 14
Coding region: 128-1957 (609 amino acids)
Biological process (GO): mitotic spindle midzone assembly; microtubule cytoskeleton organization
Cellular component (GO): spindle; mitotic spindle midzone; cytoplasm
Molecular function (GO): microtubule binding
Source: RefSeq, a predicted model, not a curated record